Molecule: messenger RNA, 1710 nt
Organism: Cladophialophora psammophila CBS 110553
Lineage: Eukaryota; Fungi; Ascomycota; Eurotiomycetes; Chaetothyriales; Herpotrichiellaceae
Exons: 2
Coding region: 1-1710 (569 amino acids)
Biological process (GO): positive regulation of transcription by RNA polymerase II
Cellular component (GO): nucleus
Molecular function (GO): sequence-specific DNA binding; DNA-binding transcription factor activity, RNA polymerase II-specific; zinc ion binding
Source: RefSeq, a predicted model, not a curated record
AUGUCGAAUACGCUGAUGGCUACUGCACAGUUCAAGGCCUAUGGCCAAUAUCCCAUCGCAAGGACCUUUGCGGCCACCGAUUCAGUGCCCGAACUGCCCGAGUCAGAAGAUCCCGCCUACAGCGCCGCCUUUGAUGCAGAUCCUUCGGUCCGGAGGCAUUCUGCCUGCGAUGAGUGCAGAAAGCGCAAGUUGAAGUGCUCGGGCGAGCCCACCGGCUGCGAACGAUGCGUCAAGCAGAACCUGACCUGCCAUUACUCGGCCCAGAAGCAGAUGGGAAGACCGCGCAAGAGACAGAAGACCGAUGACUUUCCCCAAACCACCGAAAUCCCCUCUGCGAACCUGCCUCUUUUCAAUGGUGCAUUACAGUCGACUCCGGUUCCUGCUCAUCUUCAGCAUCAUCCUCAUCACCAUCCUCCCCAGCCGCCCGCUGUUGUGGAAUCAGCGAUCGACCCGGAACUCUCUGAAAAGGCCGUUGAGCGGACAAAUUUUGAGAACAUCUGUGUUGCUCCCAUCACCCAGUCUAUCAAAAGAUCCAGCCACGACGCCCGGGCAGCUGCGGAAAGAGCAGGUUCCUCAAAUACCGGCAGUGGCAGCGGCAGCAGCAAGUUGCCUUUCCAGAACUCCAACAGCACUUCACCAUACGAUGGGCCUCGUACGCCCUCAGUCGCAAGUGACGUUGUGUCCAAGGUCUCUUAUCCAACCGACGUCUCGCUGUGGCCUGACUUUAGUGACAUGACCAUGCUUCCAAUGCUGGUGCAAGACAGCCAUGAGCACGAAAAGGAACGUUACUCUGCUCACAACACGAACUCCGACUCUUCUAUUUCCGCUGCCGCAGAAUCCGGGCCAUAUUCCAACCAUCUUUCCGCCCUCGACGCAAAUCCGAGCACGCUAACACAACUUCCCACCAUUCCAGCUUGCCCCUGCCUACCCAACCUCUAUCUCACCCUGUCAACUCUGUCAACCCUGUCGGCAUUUCCUGUGUCGUCGGGUAUGAUCGAUACCCUCCUCGCCGCACAUCGUACUGGUCGCUCGGUUAUUUAUUGUCCCAUUUGCCCUCGCGCGCUGCAGUCGGGUUCUCAAAACGUAUUUCUGAGCGCCAUGUUGAUUACUGUGCUUGCAGAUCAUUGGCACCGCGUCAAAAGGGCCAGUGCAAAAGAAUUGAAAAUGGGAUUUGGCAGCUCGGAUUCAGAACCACCGGACACUGUUGCGGAACCCAUGGGUAUCCGUGAAGAUCUCGAGUGGCGCACAUUUGGAUAUCAUCUAAUUCGAGCCUACGUUUUUGGCGACCAAGCGAUCCCCGACACGCCCAAUGCUUCGUUCUCCACCACUCCUUCCAGAAAAGCACAAAUCCUACUCACGCAUAUCUCUUCCGAAGACAGCGACACUUCCACAAUAUACACGCUUGAAUCACUUGUGUCCGCUAUCGAGCGGCGUCAGAAACAAUGGCAUGACGUUGAACCCUUUUGCAACUCUCAGGAGUUCCCGCCUAGGUUGGAUCACAAUCAUGUGUAUGGUGACACCCAUGCUCACGGGCAUGGAUUACCACAAGGGUAUGCCCCAGGGAUGACACUCGAGGACAUCAAGAAGUGCGAGGACGAGUAUCGGACGAGUGGUGGUGGCGACGACGGACUGCUGUGCCUGAAGAUUGUGAAGCAUUCCAGGAUCAUCCUGAGGACUUUGGAGGGAAGCGUACCGAGGAUCGAGGGAUGA